UCUUGUCUGUGUGUGGUGUGUGAGCUGCUUUCAAAUGCAGUGAUGAUAAAGGAGGAGGUUCCUGCGCUCAUGUUGGAGGAUGAAAACAGGAGGCUCAGUUUGUGCUCCAGCAGCUCAGGAGAGAGAUGUGACGACACACGCUGUGAUUUCAGGUGCUGCAAGAAUGUGAUCUGAAGUGAUUCAUUCUCAUCUUCAUUCUGCAGGGAAGAUUUUUGGAUGAUCAUGGCUGGACUGGAAUGCAACAAAUAUCUGUCUCUUACCAGCAAGAUGGAGCUGAUUUUAACUGAAGACAUCUGACACCAUGAGGAUGAUGAUGUUGAGAAUACAUUUAAUCAUUUUGUGUCUCUCAGUCUUAUUGUAUUGUACCUGUCCCAUCUCAGCAGCUGAUGUUCAUCAGAGGUCAGUGGUACCCAGAGCAGCAUCCCGCUCCGUGGCAAGGAUGGAUGGUGAUAUCAUCAUCGGCGCUCUGUUUUCUGUCCAUCAUCAACCAGCAGCAGAAAAGGUCUCGGAAAGAAAGUGUGGUGAGGUCAGGGAACAGUACGGGAUCCAAAGGGUGGAAGCGAUGUUUUAUACACUAGAUAGAAUCAACUCCGAUCCCAACCUUCUUCCCAACAUCACUCUGGGUUGUGAGAUCAGGGACUCCUGCUGGCACUCAUCUGUUGCUUUGGAACAGAGCAUUGAGUUCAUAAGAGACUCGCUUAUCUCCAUUCGUGAUGAAAAGGACGGGCAGAAGUGGUGCAUUGAUGGAAAUCCUUCCGCUCUGCCGCCGGCCACCAAAAAACCCAUCGCUGGUGUGAUUGGACCUGGAUCCAGUUCAGUGGCCAUUCAAGUUCAGAACCUGCUGCAGCUGUUCAACAUCCCUCAGAUUGCAUACUCUGCUACAAGCAUAGAUCUGAGCGAUAAAACCCUCUUUAAGUACUUCCUUAGGGUCGUGCCCUCUGACACUCUUCAGGCCAGAGCUCUCCUGGACAUCGUUCAACGCUACAACUGGACGUAUGUGUCAGCAGUUCACACCGAGGGGAACUAUGGCGAGAGCGGCAUGGAGGCCUUUAAGGAAUUGGCAUCUCAGGAAGGUCUGUGUAUCGCCCAUUCUGACAAGAUCUACAGCAACGCUGGGGAGAAACACUUUGACCGACUGCUGAGGAAACUGCGAGAGCGACUGCCCAAAGCUCGCGUGGUGGUGUGUUUCUGUGAGGGGAUGACUGUCCGUGGUCUCCUCAUGGCCAUGAGACGCCUUGGCGUAGCCGGAGAAUUCCUCCUCAUCGGCAGUGACGGCUGGGCGGACAGGGAUGAAGUCGUGGAGGGAUACGAGCAGGAAGCUGUGGGUGGCAUCACUAUGAAGCUACAGACGGCGGAGGUCACAUCCUUCGAUGAAUAUUACCUGAAGUUACGGCUCAACACCAACAAUAGAAACCCCUGGUUUGCUGAAUUCUGGCAGUAUCGUUUCCAGUGCCGCCUCCCGGGACAUCCACAAGAAAACACGAAUUAUAAGAAGAACUGCUCAGGUUAUGAAAGCCUGGAGGACAACUAUGUCCAGGACAGUAAGAUGGGCUUCGUCAUUAAUGCCAUCUAUGCCAUGGCUCACGGUCUUCAUGAUAUGCAUGAGCACUUGUGUCCAGAUCACGUGGGACUGUGUGAUGCCAUGGACCCCAUUGACGGCAGCAAACUGCUGGACUUUCUCCUCAAGACCUCGUUUACUGGUGUGUCUGGAGAAGAUGUGUGGUUUGAUGAAAACGGGGACUCGCCAGGAAGGUAUGACAUUAUGAACCUGCAAUAUGUAGAGCCUGGAGUCUAUGACUAUAUAAAUGUUGGCUCGUGGCAUAAAGGCGUUUUAAGUAUCGAUGACUAUAUGAUCCAGAUGAACCGAAGUGAGAUGGUUCGAUCUGUUUGCAGUGAGCCCUGCUCCAAAGGAGAGAUCAAGGUGAUCAGGAAAGGGGAGGUGAGCUGUUGUUGGAUCUGUACGGCCUGUAAAGACAAUGAAUAUGUGCAGGAUGAGUUCACCUGUAAAGCCUGUGAGCUGGGAUGGUGGCCGGACAAAGAACUGCAAGUCUGUGAGCCCAUUCCCCUGCGGUACCUGGAGUGGAGUCAUCCUGAAUCCAUUGCAGCUGUCGUCUUUUCAUGUCUGGGCAUCCUAGUGACCAGUUUCGUUACCUUCAUCUUCAUACUGUACCGAGACACGCCAGUCGUCAAGUCCUCCAGUCGUGAACUUUGCUACAUCAUCCUGGCUGGCAUCUUCCUGGGUUACAUCUGCCCCUUCACUCUCAUCGCCCGUCCCACCAUAGCCUCGUGUUACCUGCAGCGCCUCCUCGUGGGUCUCUCAGCCUCAAUGUGCUACUCGGCUCUCGUCACCAAGACCAACCGCAUCGCUCGCAUUCUAGCCGGCAGCAAGAAGAAAAUAUGCACGCGCAAACCACGCUUCAUGAGCGCCUGGGCGCAAGUGGUGAUCACAUCCAUCCUCGUCGGUGUGCAACUGACUUUAGAGGUCACGCUGAUCAUCUUGGAGCCUCCAGAGCCUAUAAAGUUCUACCCAAGUAUUCGAGAAGUUUUUCUAAUAUGCAACACCAGCAAUUUGGGCAUGGUGGCACCAUUGGGCUACAACGGCCUGCUCAUUCUCAGCUGCACCUAUUAUGCGUUUAAAACUCGCAACGUCCCUGCCAACUUCAACGAGGCCAAGUACAUCGCCUUCACCAUGUACACCACCUGUAUUAUCUGGUUGGCCUUUGUGCCGAUCUACUUUGGCUCCAACUACAAGAUCAUCACCACGUCGUUCUCCGUGAGCCUCAGCGUGACGGUGGCUCUCGGCUGCAUGUUCACUCCAAAAAUGUACAUAAUUCUCGCCAAGCCCGAGAGGAACGUACGCAGCGCGUUCACCACCUCAGACGUGGUUCGCAUGCACGUGGGUGACGGAAAAAUUGCUUGCAGGAGCAACAGCCUUCUAAACAUGUUCAAACGCAAGAAGAACGCAACUGGAAACGCCAAUUCUAAUGGAAAGUCUGUGUCAUGGUCUGAACCAGGUUCAAGACAUCCUCCGAAAGGGGAACACAUGUGGCACAGACUGUCUGUACAUGUGAAGAAGCAGGAAGCCGGAUCCAAUCAGACGGCUGUCAUCAAACCCCUAACUAAUACCUUCAAUAACCCCGGCAUGGAGUUUUCCGAUUUAAGCACCAAGACUCUGUAUAAUGUAGCCGAGGAGGAUGAGGGCGACCCGAUCAGAUACAAUCCCUCGGGCAGUCCUCCUCUGAUGGCUCUUAGGCAGUCGCCUGUCAGCAAGCCUAUGAAGGAGGCGGGCGCCAAUAUGACGUUUUACACUCCCGAGCCAUACAUGCCACGAAAAAACAGUGUUCUCCCUCAACAUGACAUUGCAUAUCAAGAGGUGCUGGAGUUUAAUUCAAACAUGUCCGAUCUGGAUGAGAUCAUAAGCCUGCAUGAUCUGGGCAAUGCGGUGAUUUCGCCACUUCAAUCCAAGAUAUUGCACCCUCAUCCGAUUUUAUCCAUGCACAUGGAUGCAUACCCAGACGAACCUAUCUCCCCUUUGGAGGAGGUUGAAAACGAGCAGUUCGGGCUUCUUCAAGGCUACAUGUAUGACAAUGCGCAGAUCCACGAUGAGGAGGAGUUGGUGCAGAUUAAAAUGGCAGUGGAGGACUCUAUCGCCCUCAUGCCACCUUCUCCGUUUCGUGAUUCUCUCGGCUCAGGCAGCCCUGUUCGCAACUCCCCUGUGUCCGAGUCCAUCUUAUGCACGCCUCCGAGCGUGACAUAUGCGUCUGUCAUUCUCAGAGACUAUAAGCAAAGCUCCUCGACUCUUUGAAAUAAAUGUCAACUAUAGCUUUGUGAAAUAAUAGCUACUGUACUAGUUUGUGCAAUAAUGUGACUGUAAGUCGCCUGCACUAGAGAGCUUUAUUAUUAUAUACAGUAUGGUUGUUUUUAAGAUGGAAGUGAAUGUAUGUUGACCAGGGUCCAAAAUUAAGACUUGCACAUUGCGAAUUGCACAUAACAUUUUGCCAGUAUACCUUUCAUAGUUUCACAUAGAUAUUGAGAAGCUUGUGUACCAUCUACUUAUUUUAAAAGAGCCAGUGUUAUUUUAAUAUUAUAGUUUUUAUAAAAUAAUUAGUUUUUACAUUGCUUUUUUAUUUUAAUUUAAGUAAAAAAAAAUAGUCUGUCAUUUUUAUUAAUUUAUUAUUAUUAAUUGUAUUUAAUGUUUAAUUAUUUAAUUAUAUAUAUUAUAUAUUAAUUGUUCAAUUGUAAUAUUUAAUAUUUAUUUUUAAUGUUUCUUUAUGUUUUACAUUUUAAUUAACAAUAAAGCAAAAUACAGUUUAUCAUCCUUUCAUUUUUCUCAAUUUACCCACAAUUGGCAGGUGUGGCAAAAAAGUUAAUUUUGGACCUUAAUGUCAGUGCUGGACUGAGUAAAAGCAGGAACCAAAUGUGUAGGUAGCCUUUGUGUCACUAUCUCUUGCUUUAGUAUGGCAGCAGUAGUUGACAUGACACCAACACCAGUCAUUGUGAUGCUGUAUAUUCUGAGCCGUUUAUGCGUUUCAUAAUAGAUCAAAUCCAUCUAAACGACUUGCAGAAAAUAUCCACUGUAGCAGAAAAUGAAGAUUUAGGAAUCCUAACAAUGUGCAGCAACUCUAUCAGUGGCAAUUGAAUGUGUUUAAGGCAUUUUGUACAAUCAUGACUUUUAUAAACUACAUUUUUAAGCGAGUCUAUAUUAAAUAAACAUGAUCAUCAAACAGUUUUAAUUCUACAUUACAGCAUUGCAUCAUGUAGCAUAUGUAUGCAGUAAACUACAGCAAGUGUUACUAACAAAUGCCUAGUAAAUGUAUUACAAAAUGUAUCAAAAAAAUAAGUAGUUUUUAAGUGCCAAUGUCAAAACCACUUAAUUUUUUCAUGCUGUAUUGUUUUUAAUGUGAUUCUUGUAUAGUUCGUGUGUUUAAAGUACAAUAGGAAGUGUAUAUAUGAUUUAUCAUCUAUUUAUGUGAUUGUUAUGUUUUUAAAUAGUGACGAAAAUGUAGAUUUAGAUGGUCAUAACAUAAAGUUGGAGUUUGUAUUAUGACUCCAUUAGAAAUGAUUACCUGUAUUUGGCAGCUUUUCUUACAUGUUGGUAAAAUGUUUGCAUAUCAGCUCCAAAUACUUCCAUGCUUCAUACAGUCAAUGUGUUAAUGAAGAUUCAAGAUCCCCUAAUGCUCAGCAGGGCCACCGACGACAGUUUGACCAGAAUGUACCACGAGUCCUCAUAAGUAGACAGUUAAAUACUCUUGUUAUGACCAUUUAAAUCCUGUAUGACAUAACGGUUACUAAAUUAUAAUGGAAUUUUAAGCAGUUAUAGAGGAUUUUAUUCAAGUAACUUUUUAGAUACUAUCUGAAAUGAUUAUGCUGUAUGUUUUUCUGUUGCAGUAUUACAUACUGUAGUCUAUACUUUAGCUUUAAGAAAACAUUUGUGCUAUUCUAUUUUUUUUAAAUAUUCAUUUAUUGCAUACUGUAUGAGCCUAGAAGUAGCUAUCUUAAGAUAAACUACAUGUUUCUACAGAUGAUAUUUAGUUCUGCUGUAUUUUGUCAGAGGCUGUUUAGCUUAUCAUUUUAGGUGAGCAUGUUUUAUUAGGUUUAUGAUAAAUACUGUAUAUUUUGUAAAUAAGCUCUCAGGGUUGUUGCUGCAGUGUUUAGUUAAUAAUUUCCCAAAAUGUGACCAGUUAUUGCUUUCAUAUGACCAUGUUAAAGAACCGUCUUCAACA
Messenger RNA from Carassius gibelio (silver crucian carp), 5723 nucleotides. It is a transcript of the gene grm1b, whose product is annotated as glutamate receptor, metabotropic 1b. The coding region runs from base 302 to 3805 and encodes 1167 amino acids. The record is from RefSeq and is a predicted model, not a curated record. Lineage: Eukaryota; Metazoa; Chordata; Actinopteri; Cypriniformes; Cyprinidae. Gene Ontology annotation, molecular function: adenylate cyclase inhibiting G protein-coupled glutamate receptor activity; G protein-coupled receptor activity involved in regulation of postsynaptic membrane potential. Gene Ontology annotation, cellular component: postsynaptic density membrane. Gene Ontology annotation, biological process: regulation of synaptic transmission, glutamatergic; G protein-coupled glutamate receptor signaling pathway. The transcript has 9 exons.